UAUUUCAUCGGGGUCCACUCGCAGACAAUAUUUGUAAAAAUCAUUUCAGUUUCUAAUUAAACUUUUCAAAACAUGACUAAAUUUGAAGUGUUCGUCAUCGCUGUAUUCUUGAAAACACUCAUAACAGCAUUUUCGGAGUCUACAGACACGGUUACGUUUCACCAAACUAACAAAAUACUAGAUGUUCUUGACGACAUAUUCAUUGCCUUGAAAAUAAACAGAAACGUAUCAAAACUCAAAAACAUAGAGGAUAUGGCGAAACACAGUCUUAUACAAGACACGCUUUAUAAAAGCCAUAUAAAGUAUAAAGAAAUACUCGAUAUAUGCAAAACGGAUAUUAACAAUAAAAUUGAUUAUUACCUUUCAAACAUUAACGAUGUUAUUGACGAGAUGAUAAGCAAAGAAAUUGAAACAAAUCAUGAAAAAGUCGAGUUCGAUAGCACACUGAGUGAAAGCCAAGACUUUCUUAAUUUGACGAGAAGAUUUAACUUAAAUAUCAAAGUACUUGAUUUACCCCUUCCUAAGAAAAAGUUGCCUAACACAAAGACUAGUAAAGACGAAGCGCGGCGCAUCUUCCAAGGAAGCAGCACGGGCAUCAAACGGUACCCAUUUAUGGUUAGCGUCCAUGUCGCGGGACACUUCCUGUGCUCUGGGUCCCUGGUACAUGAAAGCCUGGCGCUGAGCGCGGGCUCCUGUCUGAUGCGUACUUCAGAUCUAAACGCGCACAUUCAGAUCCGCGUGGCGAGCAACUACGUGAGCAGGAUGGGCUACCUCAUCAACAUAGACGAGCUGUUCUUCCAUCCCGAGUUCGACAGGAAGACUCUGACCAACAACUUAGUGCUUCUAAAGACUAGGAAAGCCCUGCGAUUCAGAAAGCAGCGUGUGGUCGCCAUUCAGUACGACAGGGCGCCGAGCGCUCUGAAACCUGACGUCGAAAACGUGAUCAUACUGGGCUGGGGCCGGAGAAAGACAGAUGAAGCAGACCGGCCACAAGAGGAAACACCACUAUCAGAGGCGACUGUCGAAGUCUACGACUUCGAUUCAUGCCAGUACAUCUACACAGAAGAAUUCGUUACAAACAAGACUUUCUGCGCUGGGUUCGGCGCUGGAGCUUGCAACCACGAUGCCGGAGGCCCAGCACUUCUGGACAACGUAUUGGUCGGAGUUAUAAGCUUCGGCUCCCCUCAUUGCGGCGCCACAGAAGCCCCCACAGUCUUCACUCGCGUUGGCCUCUAUCACCAGUGGAUAGAAGACGUGUUCCAGAAGAUCACCCAGAAUCCAGAAGUUAGAUCAGAAACAAAUAAACAGAUGAAUGAUGAUGACUAUGUAAAGAAUCAAAUACUGGACGUAGAUGAAGCGAUGAAGGACAUAUACCGAGAGAACUUCAACGUUGACGAUGUACUUUACGGGCCGAUAGAGGCACUAGACGAAAACGAUAACCCCAUUGUUGUCAACCAAUCGGUCUUACGAAAUUUCCAAAACGACCUAAGCUUGUUCCCUGAUCCAGAAUUUCUGGCACUCUUACCUCAACCAGAGACUCCAAAACCAGAAUUGCCAGAUGAAUACUGGAGAGAUGAGCCGUCAAACGAACAGACAAAUACCACGAACGAGGAGACAACUACCACAAACGAACAGACAACCACCACAAACGAACAGACAACCACCACGUACGAAGAGACAACCACCACGUACGAAGAGACAACUACCGCAUACAAAGAGGCAACUACCACAUACGAAGAGAUAACUACGACAAGCGAACAGACAACAACCACAAGCGAUAAUUAUGAACUUGAAGAAGAAGAAGAUCAGUUUCUUGCAAUAGAAGUUACACAUACAACAAAUCUACCACAGGUCACACAAGACGUCAAAUCUUCACUUAGAAUCGGUACAACAGAAUCAAGCCAAAGUGAAAUUUACAAUGACAAUAAAUUUAAUGACAUCAAAACAUCUGAAGAAGACUGUGCUAUUCGAUAUAGAUUAUGCAAAAAACGUAAGAAAGCAAAAGCUUCUGACAACAUUCGCGAAAACGUUAACGAAUUUGAUUCCGACAGUAACAAUGUUUUGGUAAACCCAAGGAGAGACCAAUUAGAACCAAAGCCACCCAAACCUAAAAUUGACGCUGAUGAAGACGAUGACAUGGCAGUCAUUGUGUUGCUGGAUUCGUUUACUACUCAGAGAAUUGAAGUGCAUAAGAAUGAUCCGGUUUACGAGAGAGGAUUCAAAGUUUUAGCAACCAAGGUUCUGCAAGCACAGGAGCUUGUUUAAUUCGAAAUUUAAGAAGUAUGAAAUUUGAAAAUGUUGUUUACUUAAGUUUCAAUUUUGUUGAUGUCCUCUGUAACA
Molecule: messenger RNA, 2340 nt
Organism: Leguminivora glycinivorella
Lineage: Eukaryota; Metazoa; Arthropoda; Insecta; Lepidoptera; Tortricidae
Product: serine protease 1-like
Exons: 8
Coding region: 73-2265 (730 amino acids)
Biological process (GO): proteolysis
Molecular function (GO): serine-type endopeptidase activity
Source: RefSeq, a predicted model, not a curated record